GAGAGGACUUUUUGCUUCAAGUCUGGUUUGGGAUCGUAUUCGCUGAGUGAGAUGGACAGGCUUUCAGCUGUGAGCUACUGUUUAGGACUCCUGGGUUUGUUGCUGCUGCAGGGAGUCAUCAACGUGGAAGGGAGGAGCAUAUUUAUCCCUGGAAACCAUGUUUUUAAUUCCAGAGAGGAACCAGACUCCCAAAGCAAGAUUCUAGCACUAUUACUGCACAAAAGCUUAGUUCCUGUUGAAAAGGACGACCCUCUGGGUAUUGAACUGGCCAAUAAAAUAGCCGAGCUGGAGGAGCUGCGAGCUUUGAGGGAGGAUCUGGAGCUGGAGAGGAAGAUCACGGCUAAUAUGGCAGAAGGAAAAUCCAUAACUAGGAAGCGAGGCGAGCCUUGUUUCUGGAAGUACUGCGUCUGACACACCAGGAGGAGCAUUACUGUGAAAUCUUGCUGCAAAAGCCCAACAUAGCCUUAAAACCUCACAACACCAGUAAUAUAAUCGCACCGUAUUUACUCCAGCAAUAGAGUUGUACCAUAAUCAGUGUAAUCAAUAAACGCUUCGUGUUCCCGUGAAAAGUUAUGUAAAUAAUCAGCUGCUCACUGGAAAUACUUGAGGGUCAGAUAUGACGAAAAAUGUACUUGACUGCAAAGAUUUAUUUUACCAGGAGUUUUAUUUAUUUAUUUAUGGGUUGCCUGCUGCUGUUUGUGUUUUUGUCGCCCUCUUGUGGCACAACUUGUUUUUGAUACCACAAACAUCUCACCUGCUUUUAGGAAACACACCGCUGGUAAUUUUACAAUGUAAAUAAAAUGAUAAUGAGAAUCUG
This is a messenger RNA of Amphiprion ocellaris (clown anemonefish), 817 nucleotides long. It is a transcript of the gene uts2d, whose product is annotated as urotensin 2 domain containing. Gene Ontology annotation, molecular function: hormone activity. Gene Ontology annotation, cellular component: extracellular region. The transcript has 5 exons. Gene Ontology annotation, biological process: blood vessel diameter maintenance; regulation of blood pressure. Bases 52 to 411 code for a protein of 119 amino acids. Lineage: Eukaryota; Metazoa; Chordata; Actinopteri; Pomacentridae. The record is from RefSeq and is a predicted model, not a curated record.